CGUGUUUUUUUAUUUUGUCUCGAGCGAGCGAGCGAUCGAUCGAUCGAUCGGCGUCGAGUGAGCUCUUCUUUUUCUUGCGGAUCAUCUGCUCGGAGCUCGCGCACCGCAAAAUCUGGUGUUGGCAUCGCAUUGUCGCCGUGUGCGAGCUUUUUCUUCGCUCGAUUCUUCGCCUUCUCCACUCGCGACGCGGGGCGGCGACGUGGGAUCUUUGCCAAGGAAAGGCGAUAUGGGGGAAGUUCACGUCAAUGGCACAGCCAAGCUGAAUUCCAAAGCGAAUUCCAACGGGAUCGCGGCGCUGGGCAGCAACAAUCACCGCGGCCUCUGGUUCGAGGAGGAAAUCGAGGAUGAUCUGCGCUGGGUGUUUAGCGUCUCUAGGGUACUCCACACCGGCAUUAGCGAGUUCCAGGACAUCGCCUUGGUCGAAAGUGGUCCCUUCGGCAAGGUGUUGAUCCUCGAUGGAAAGCUCCAAAGUGCCGAGGCCGACGAGUUCGUCUACCAUGAGUGCCUCGUCCACCCUGCAUUGCUCUAUCACCCCAACCCCAGGAAUGUCUUCAUAAUGGGGGGUGGCGAGGGGUCCACUGCUCGCGAGGCACUCAGGCACAAGAGUGUCAAGAAAGUUGUCAUGUGUGACAUAGAUAAGGAAGUUGUGGAGUUUUGCAGAGCACAUCUCACCAUGAACCACGAAGCAUUUCACAGCAGCAGGCUGGAUCUUGUCAUUAACGAUGCAAGAGCCGAGCUGGAAGAAAGGCAGGACAAGUUUGACAUUAUCAUUGGCGAUCUUGCCGACCCGGUUGAAGGUGGCCCCUGUUACAAGCUCUACACUCAGUCCUUCUACGAACGGGUUGUAAAACCCAGGCUUAAUGCCGGUGGCAUUCUGGUCACUCAGGGAGGCCCCGCUGGUAUUCUAACGCAUUCGGAAGUCUACUCGUCCAUUUUCAACACUCUGCGCCAAGUUUUCAAGUACGUCGUCCCUUACGCAGCUCAUAUCCCAUCCUAUUCCGACUCAUGGGGCUGGAUCAUGGCCUCGGAUCAUCCCUUCGCCCAAGUCAGCGUUCAAGAGACGGACUCGAGGAUCAAACAAAGGUUUGAUAGCGAGCUCCGGUUCUUGGACGGGGAGACACUGAGCGCAACUCUGGCUCUCAACAAGCACGUCCGGCAAACCUUGGCCGGAGAGACGCAUGUCUACACUGAAGAGAGCGCACGAUUCGUGCACGGGCAUGGAGCAGCGCACAGCGCGCAAUCCUGAUUUAAUACCCGGGAUUUUGUAUCGGCUCAUAUGUACAUUAUAAGUCGAAUGAAUGGACUUUUAUAACUUGCAAGA
Messenger RNA from Selaginella moellendorffii, 1321 nucleotides. RefSeq names its product thermospermine synthase ACAULIS5. Gene Ontology annotation, molecular function: thermospermine synthase activity. NCBI's taxonomy places the organism in Eukaryota, Viridiplantae, Streptophyta, Lycopodiopsida, Selaginellales, Selaginellaceae. The transcript has 11 exons. The record is from RefSeq and is a predicted model, not a curated record. Gene Ontology annotation, biological process: polyamine biosynthetic process. The coding region runs from base 227 to 1246 and encodes 339 amino acids.